This is a messenger RNA of Fulvia fulva, 717 nucleotides long. Its product is annotated as Mediator of RNA polymerase II transcription subunit 8. The record is from RefSeq and is a predicted model, not a curated record. Gene Ontology annotation, molecular function: transcription coregulator activity; RNA polymerase II cis-regulatory region sequence-specific DNA binding. Gene Ontology annotation, biological process: regulation of transcription by RNA polymerase II. Lineage: Eukaryota; Fungi; Ascomycota; Dothideomycetes; Mycosphaerellales; Mycosphaerellaceae. The transcript is spliced from 2 exons. Gene Ontology annotation, cellular component: core mediator complex; mediator complex. Bases 1 to 717 code for a protein of 238 amino acids.
AUGGCGCUCCCGCAAGAGAGCCAACGCGCGAUCGAUAAUAUGCGCACACGACUGUCGAUGCUGAACAGCUCGCUCGGCACAUUACUAGGGGAUUUAGCAAAAGGCAAUCCACUGCCAACAUGGCCCCGACUGCAAGCACAAGCCGUGACUCUAGCGAACAACCUGCAAGAGAUCGCAGACGUACUCAACUCCCAGCGCCAGCUAUUUACCACGAUGCACGCAUACCCCAUGCCGAGCUUCCCUGGAACGACGCAAGAGCCGGUGUUGCAAGCUCUUCUACGCAAGAAGCUGGAUCCACGAGCCGAGGAUUGGAUAGAUGUGUCGCUGAAAGAUGAGAAAGGACAUGCGUUGCAGAACGGCGACAAAGGCGGUUCACAGACACUAUCUACUGAGGAGAUGCGCGAUCUGUGGGAGUCUGCUGGGCCAGCGUUCCAGGAGAUACUACAGCCGCUGGCGGAAGACGGGAUACUGGAGGACGAGUACACGAUCCAGGAACGGGCGGACGGUAUACAGAACGUGGUGACGGGCAUUAAGCGCAAGCUUGGUGGGCCACUGGACGAUGACGACGAAGACGAGGAUGAAGAGAUGGAAGACGACGCGCCCGAGGAGCAGGUUACUGUGAAUCAGCGUGGCUUCGAGGCUGGUGCGCCGUACAUUAGGCUCGAUGAACUGCUCAGGUUUGCGGUCAGCGGGAGUCAGCCUGCACCGCCGAGAUGA